CUGUAUACACAAUUACAUCUUAUCUUUCAACCGACGUCAUACUCCUCUCAACCCUAACUUGUGAAUCAGGCAAUCAAUGACAUUGAAGGUAGCAUGCUCACAGUGCCAUUCAUUGGCACCGUUCAUCUCGUUUCCACAGUUUCGGUUGACACGAUUGAAGGCUCCAAGACUUAGUUAUCUUCGUACCUGUUCUAAAUUCAAGGCAAGCGACAAAAGCUAACUGGAACUUCAUUUCACCUAAUCGAUUCCAAGCAAUUAUGUCUCUACGAUUUGACUUGCUAAAUCUUUUCUCUACUCUCGGUUAAUCUUCCACAAGUGCCGAGAGGCAGAAUACCCUCAUCUAAUAGCCAAUUUCAUCAAAGCUUCUUGCUUAAGUCUGUCUACCCAAACCAAGUUCCUUUCAAUUCAAUUAAUCAUAAGUAUUAGAGUUGCAUUGUGCCUUAUUUGUCAGGCCGGUAAUGGGAAAACAAAACAAGCAAGAUCAAAGUGCACACAAAGAAAUGAAUAAUUGUGAGAAGAAUAGACUUUUAAGGAUUCAAGAAAACCAAGCAAGACUAAAAGAUUUGGGAGUUAAAAGCAUUGCAAAUUCUUUGACAAGUUUGGUAGAAAGUCAAAAACCAAAGAAAAAACAAGUAAAACUAACAUAUAUCGGUGCUAGAGAUUCAGAUUAUAUUCCUGAUUUUGGUGAUGCUAAUGAUGGAGAUUACCAUAAACUUGCUAGAAGUGUUGAAGUAUCCAAAAAGAAUUGCUAAUUUAACAAGGCAACGUCGGGUGAUUGCUCUAAAUGUCUCCAAUAAGUAUCCAUUGGUUUCGAAUGUAACAAAAGAAAAACAAGCUAGAGCAAAAACUAGUAUGGGUGACUUAAUCUUGAGGAAUAAAGGCCCGCAAAGAAGAAGGGAUGUAUUCAAACAAAAUACAGAAAAGCAUAAUUGUAUCAAAAGCGGAGCAAAAAGACAAUUGGCUCUUGUUGAUGAGGAUGAGGAUGAUGAGAUAUCUCAAGAUCCAAACAAGGAAUUCUCCACUCUAACUCAAAUGUUUGAAUGUACACGUCAAAGGACAGAUGAGCGUGUAUAUCUAGAUAUAUAUGACGACAUGACAAAUAAAAUUGAACAAAUGAAGAAGUACGAACAUCUAGAAGAUGAAAGUGAUGUCGUAGAUCCUUAUAUGAUUGUGAUGAAAAAAGAGAAUGAUGGAUACCGUCGAUUUUAUGGUAGAGGUGUUACUAAUAGAUUGAUAAAAAAGAGUGGGUGGUGGUGA
Messenger RNA from Lactuca virosa, 1257 nucleotides. Lineage: Eukaryota; Viridiplantae; Streptophyta; Magnoliopsida; Asterales; Asteraceae. The record is from the annotation of a GenBank genome assembly.